UAGUUCGCGGCGGAGCAACCAAACAAACCACCUCGAAGAAGCAAUUUCCUUGCCGUGUCCAACGCGAUUUUAUAUCAGAUCGGUUCGUCGUAGCCUCCACCAAAUCGGUAUACGACAAUUUUCGUAGCAUCGAUCCAACAUGAGUUUCAUCUUUGGCAAGAGAAAAACUCCAGCAGAGCUUCUGCGAGAAAACAAGCGGAUGCUUGAUAAAUCUAUUAGAGAGAUAGAGAGGGAGAGGCAAGGUCUACAGACCCAAGAGAAGAAACUGAUUGCUGAGAUGAAGAAAAGUGCAAAGCAAGGGCAGAUGGGAGCUGUAAAGGUGAUGGCAAAAGACCUUAUCCGGACACGACAUCAGAUUGAAAAAUUUUAUAAGCUCAAAUCACAGCUCCAGGGUGUAUCUCUUAGAAUUCAAACACUGAAAUCAACACAGGCAAUGGGAGAGGCAAUGAAAGGUGUGACAAAGGCAAUGGGACAGAUGAACAGACAGAUGAACUUGCCAUCCCUGCAGAAAAUUAUGCAAGAAUUCGAAAGACAGAAUGAGAAGAUGGAGAUGGUGACUGAGGUGAUGGGUGAUGCAAUCGAUGAUGCUUUAGAAGGGGACGAGGAAGAGGAGGAAACAGAAGAAUUGGUGAGCCAGGUUCUUGACGAGAUCGGAAUCGACAUCAACCAAGAGCUCGUUACUGCACCAUCAGGUGUGGUUGCGGCACCAGCCGCAAAGGGUAAGGUUGCACAUGCAGAAGCAACCGGGAACGAUGAAAGUGGGAUAGAUAGUGACCUACAGGCAAGGUUAGACAAUUUGAGAAGGAUGUAAGUAGGUACGUCUCCUAAUCAGUUAUGUAAAAUAUAGACAUCUCCUCUAUGUUGGAACAUUUGGAUUUUAACAUUUGGGAAAUCUGUACCAGAGUUUGUUUAUCGAAGAUUCCGAAAUACAUGGAAUUAUAAUAAAUUACUUCGUAUAAAUUUAUUCA
This is a messenger RNA of Hibiscus syriacus, 968 nucleotides long. RefSeq names its product vacuolar protein sorting-associated protein 2 homolog 1. Lineage: Eukaryota; Viridiplantae; Streptophyta; Magnoliopsida; Malvales; Malvaceae. The transcript is spliced from 5 exons. Gene Ontology annotation, biological process: protein transport; endosome transport via multivesicular body sorting pathway; late endosome to vacuole transport. Bases 140 to 811 code for a protein of 223 amino acids. The record is from RefSeq and is a predicted model, not a curated record. Gene Ontology annotation, cellular component: multivesicular body; ESCRT III complex.